AUGGCAGCUUUUGAGAAGACCAUCGGGCCAGUUUGGAGUCAACCUUGGAACCUUCCCGGUGUAGGAUACCAGUCCAUCCAUCCAUUCGCUGACUCUCUCCAUGACGGAAGUGGUGAAGAUAUUACUGUACUGGGCGCCCAUGGAAAGUUUUUCGUCAAGAGCGAAGGGAAUAGUGUCAUUGCUCAACUGAAUUUACCUACCGGGGGUCAUGAGAUCAAACUACUCGAAUGGGAAAGCCACGUCGCAGGUGAUUGCUCAGUCUAUCAAGUUUCCUGCUACAUCUUUGACUCACUAAAACCAUUGACAGGACAACUGCUAUUUGGCGCAAACCAAGGCACGCAGACAGUAUUUCGGUUCCAAGACUCUGACUCUAUGCCUAACAUUGAAAUCGAGUCCCCACAAUUGGUAUAUUCCGGCGGGGUUCCUGUUGUUGAUGUGAAUAUCACAUUCACCAACCUCGAGAAACUGACCACGGGUGGAUUGGUAAAAGGGAGUGUGAAGAAUCGCCACAUCUCGAUUACGCUCUACAACGUUGAGACAAAUGCGAAGAUUGAGGGAGCUCUGGGAGAAGGAGUGAAGUUGAUAGAGACUGACUUCGACGGAAGCUACGGUCAAGGCUUCUAG
Molecule: messenger RNA, 624 nt
Organism: Penicillium brevicompactum
Lineage: Eukaryota; Fungi; Ascomycota; Eurotiomycetes; Eurotiales; Aspergillaceae
Exons: 2
Coding region: 1-624 (207 amino acids)
Source: RefSeq, a predicted model, not a curated record